Ilex paraguariensis (yerba mate) is the source of this 1368-nucleotide messenger RNA. The record is from the annotation of a GenBank genome assembly. Lineage: Eukaryota; Viridiplantae; Streptophyta; Magnoliopsida; Aquifoliales; Aquifoliaceae.
AUGGGAUUGGAGAGCGUGGGUGGAUUGGCGAUAAAAAUAAUUCUCACCAAGUUGGGCCCAACAGAAUCGGCGUCGGUGGCCUGCGUGAGCAAGGGAUUUAGGGUUUGGGCCUCCGACGACUCUCUCUGGUCCAUUUUCUGUGCCAAUGAUCUCGACCUCUCUUCUCCUCUGGACCAUCUCGGAAACCCUGUCUCAUCUUUCAAGGAAGCAUAUCAAACAUGGCGGAAAGCUUUUUCUAUGUAUCCAUGGUCUCUAGUUAUACGAGUUAAAAGAUGUUGGGAUAAGCUAAAGGACUGGCUGGCAAUAAAUUUCCCUGAGGCUUUGGCUACCCUACGUACGGGUGCAUCCGAGGAUAAUAUAAAGGAGUUGGAAACAUGUUUGAAAGUAAAACUGCCUCUUCCGACCAGGGUCCUCUAUCGGAUUUGUGAUGGUCAAGAACUGACAUUUGAACAGUAUCGUGGAAGUUUGGUGGGUCUCAUAGGAGGCUACUCUUUUUAUGAUCACCUAGUUAAUGUGUCAUUGUUGCCUUUAAGUCAGGUGAUAAUAGAUACAAAGGAUGUUAUACGUCAUCUUGGAUUUAACAGCAGAUCCAAGUACAUUGUUGUGGCAGCUUCCUCCACUUACAAUGAAAAGAUUUUCUUCCUCAACUGUGCCAAUGGUCAGCUUUAUGUUGGUACCAGGAAUCUUACAACUGACAGGGAAAUGCUUCCCUGUGUACCAAAUUCACUGAUAAACUUGGUGCAUGAUUAUAGGGGCAGUCAACAGCAGGAUGCCAUGCUAUUAUGGCUAGAAGAACAUGGCCGUCGCAUGCAAAAUAGCCUAAUUAAAGUCCAUGAGGAAGGAAAAAUCAGAAGCAUCAGUCUGUUCCCAGAACAACCUCCCCUGUGUUCUACUGCAGUAACUAACAAUGUUCGGGUUCGUGCUUCGGCUGUGCUCGUGCCGGAAUACACUAACCUUCAACAUGAGUUUGAAAAGUUUUUGUUUGCUUACUCAAUCCGCAUCUCUCUUUUACCGGAGGGCUGUGUCAUUAAUGGAAUACCCUUCAAUUCUUGCCAACUUUACUGGAGACACUGGAUUAUCCGUGCUAAUGAUGCUGUUGUAUCAGAUGUCAAGGGAGAAGCUGUGAUAGGAAAGCUCUAUGCCCUCAAAGGCUGCUAUUUGUCCCAACCACCCUAUGUUCCUUGGAAUAAAGCACCCUUUCCAACUGCUCGUCAAGUUCCCUAUGACAAUUUCAUUACCCAAAUAACUUGGGAAAAGAUAAUAGAAGGCACCCCAACUCUCUGGAGUUCAGAUGUUGUGUAUUUAGAGAGAGAGAAGAAUCUGAGAGUAGAUUUGAAGAACUCAUCGACGACACUAGAAGACGACUAG